GUAGCCGGUGUUAAAGUAAACAUGUGACUGAUUAUUUAGUCCUAUUAUGAGAAAAACGUUCCGUGUGUUAAAAGAAAUGGCAGAGGCAAUUCAACUGAAUGAAACAAGACGACAUAUAAUGUUAACAGGACAGCCAGGCAUUGGAAAAACAACCCUUGUUAAGAAAGUGUGUGAAAAACUAGAAGAUGAGAACUGGCAAUGUCAGGGAUUUUAUACGGAAGAAAAACGGGAAGAUGGACAGAGGGUCGGAUUUGAUGUUGUAACAUUUGAUGGUCAAAGUGGCGCACUUGCAAGAGUUGUUGACAGAGAUAAUCCUGUGGCUGGAAGGAGUUACAUGGUUGGAAGGUACAAUGUCUUAUUACAGUCCUUUGAAAAGAUUGCGUUACCAUCUUUAGCUAUAAAGCCAUCAGAAUACACAAGAGUUAUAGUUAUAGAUGAGAUAGGCAAGAUGGAAUUAUUCAGCCGCAGUUUUACACAGACUGUGAAAGAUUUGUUAAAACAUCCAAAAACUACAGUGUUUGCUACGGUACCUGUCAGGGCUAAUCCAUUUGUGGAAGAAAUAAAGAACAGAGAUGAUGUACAGCUUUAUACAGUAACCAAGGAGAAUAGAAAUCAACUAGUCAAUGAAGUUGUCGAUGCUAUAAAGGAAUCCCUGGAAUGUUAUGGUACUUGAGAUAGUAGUUUGGUUAUCCUAAUAAUUGGAAGCUUAAAAAUAACUCUUAAGCUGUGUGUGUUCAUUCAGUAUAUAGUAAACCAAGUUCAAGUGGGACUAAGAAAAGAACACUGACAAGGUCAUAAUUGUUAAAUACCACUUCAGUUUUGGUAAUACAUUGUUUAUUUGAAACAUUUAAAUGUAACAUGUGAACUCAUUCCUAUUUUAGCCAAUAAAACUUAUUUUACUUUAAUGUACUCUUGAAACUGGUAUUCUAAGUUUGGAAAGGUUUUAAUGAAAAUGUUUUUUUUUUUUGAGAUCUAGAAUUUCUGUUUCUGUCAAUGUAUAGAAAAAAAUUAAGAUAGUAAAUUUAAGUUUUAUUACUGCGAUCAUAUCUAUCACAUGACCUGUUUCAGAACUUGAACAAUGCUGUAGAAUUGAAAAAAAGUGAUUUAUGACUGAAAGAAGGAAUAUGUAAAUAGGGUAUAUGAAAUUUAUACAAGGAAUUGAAAUAUGUCACUUCCGAAUGUAAAAGAAAAAAAUUGGGUAUUGGCAAUUUUGAUGGGUUGGUCAGAGCACAAGAAACACAUAUUUUAGGAUGGCGUUUAGAGAAAAUAAAAACACUUUUUAUUAUGAGUGAGGUAUUUUGAAAUGGAAAUCUUUUUACAAUUAUUUGGUUGUUGAUUUUAAUUUAUUUAUUGUUAUCUUGAAUUUAACCUUUAGCCUGCUGGUGGCAAGUGCUCAUCUUGGUCUGCAAUGUCCGCUAUUCAGUCAGUAUAUUUUCAGUGAACACCGCUUUGAAUAAUAAGUAGUACUGCCCAAAUAGGAUGAUGGAACAGUCCAUUUUAGAAAUUUAGCAAAGAAGUCAUUCUGGCGCCGAGUUCUAUAAGUUUUUAUAAAUUAUGAUAUUUACCCCUUUGUAAUAAAUGGUGAGGAAAGACA
Mercenaria mercenaria is the source of this 1594-nucleotide messenger RNA. Its product is annotated as nucleoside-triphosphatase THEP1-like. Gene Ontology annotation, molecular function: ATP hydrolysis activity. The coding region runs from base 47 to 673 and encodes 208 amino acids. The record is from RefSeq and is a predicted model, not a curated record. NCBI's taxonomy places the organism in Eukaryota, Metazoa, Mollusca, Bivalvia, Venerida, Veneridae. The transcript has 5 exons.